CGUCACUCUUCCUCGGCCGCCAUCUUGGUUAGUGGUAGUUGUUUCUUCAAACUUGAACAUAUUUUCAGUAUUAAACCCGUCAUCUAAUUACUACCAUGGUGUUUGCGUAUUUAAGGAGAUAUCCUGAGUUGGUUCCUUUGUUUGUCUGCGUUGGUGCUGGCUGUGUAGGCUGUGCUUGGUUUAUUGGACGCACAGCAAUUUAUCAUCCAGAUGCUUCAUUUGACAAAAAGAACAACCCUUAUCCCUGGAAUAAAGUAAAACAUAAUGAACAGCGUAGGCUUUAUACUCAAUCAGACUACUCCAAAAUUGAGAAAAAAAAUCCUGAUUAUGCUAAAGAAUAAACACUUUUUGCUUCUACAUGGAAACAAGUGUUGUUUAUCUGUAAAAUUGUAAAAUGUGACAUCUUGUGGGAUUUGUGUAUUUGAAAGAAUAACAAUUAUUAAAAGCAACCAUUAUGUACUUUG
Messenger RNA from Actinia tenebrosa (Australian red waratah sea anemone), 464 nucleotides. Its product is annotated as cytochrome c oxidase subunit FA4. Lineage: Eukaryota; Metazoa; Cnidaria; Anthozoa; Actiniaria; Actiniidae. The record is from RefSeq and is a predicted model, not a curated record. Gene Ontology annotation, cellular component: respiratory chain complex IV.